Lepidothrix coronata (blue-crowned manakin) is the source of this 919-nucleotide messenger RNA. RefSeq names its product RAB5B, member RAS oncogene family (gene RAB5B). The transcript has 6 exons. Lineage: Eukaryota; Metazoa; Chordata; Aves; Passeriformes; Pipridae. Bases 152 to 799 code for a protein of 215 amino acids. Gene Ontology annotation, molecular function: GTP binding; GTPase activity. The record is from RefSeq and is a predicted model, not a curated record.
GAUUGGCUGUGGCGCCGCUCGGUCCCGCCCGCGGCAGCAGGGUUUGGUUGAGCGCUGUUUGUGCGCUCGGGGCCGCGCCGGGAGCGACCGGAGGAGAGCCGAGGGAUCGGUGCCUUCCAAGCUCUCCAGUGGGUCCGGCAGCACCGGGGCCAUGACGAGCCGUGGGGCCGCCAGGCCCAACGGGCAGUCCCAGGCCAGUAAGAUCUGCCAGUUUAAACUGGUGCUGCUGGGAGAGUCGGCCGUGGGCAAGUCCAGCCUCGUGCUGCGCUUCGUGAAGGGGCAGUUCCACGAGUACCAGGAGAGCACCAUCGGGGCGGCGUUCCUGACCCAGUCCGUGUGCCUGGACGACACGACGGUGAAGUUCGAGAUCUGGGACACGGCGGGGCAGGAGCGGUACCACAGCCUGGCCCCCAUGUACUACCGGGGCGCCCAGGCCGCCAUCGUGGUCUACGACAUCACCAACCAGGAAACGUUCGCGCGGGCGAAGACAUGGGUGAAGGAGCUGCAGAGACAAGCCAGCCCCAGCAUCGUCAUCGCCCUGGCCGGCAACAAGGCUGACCUGGCCAGCAAACGCAUGGUGGAGUAUGAGGAGGCGCAGGCGUACGCGGACGACAACAGCCUGUUGUUCAUGGAGACGUCGGCCAAGACAGCCAUGAAUGUGAACGACCUCUUCUUGGCCAUCGCCAAGAAGCUGCCAAAGAACGAGCCCCAGAGCACGAGCGGCGCCGGGGGCCGGAGCCGGGGCGUGGACCUGCACGAGCAGAGCCAGCAGAACAGGAGCCAGUGCUGUAGCAACUGAGCCAAGAUCCCACCUCCAUCCCCGUCCACGCCGCACCUCCACCCCGGCACCGAGACCCCUGAACCAGGACCCUCCCAGAGCUCCUCUAACUGCACUUUUUAAUGCUUCGAAGCCACCACU